AUGUCACUAAGAUGGUAUAAUCGGUUGUGUGUUUCCAUUCCCCAAGGUGCUCUUGUUUUCGGGGAACCAAUCACUGCCAGCCUGGGGACAGACGGGACACAUUAUUGGAGCAAAAAUUGGGCCAAGGCUGCAGCAUUUGUGACCUCACCGCCUCUGAGUCUGGAUCCUACAACACCUGAUCAUUUGACCUCACUUUUAGCAUGUGGUGACCUGCAAGUGACUGGAAGUGCCCACUGUACCUAUAGCACAGCCCAGAAAGCGGUUGGAAAGGACAACUUCACUCUGAUUCCAGAAGGAGUAAAUGGAAUUGAGGAAAGAAUGACCGUGGUCUGGGAUAAGUGUGUGUCUUCAGGUAAAAUGGAUGAGAACCAGUUUGUUGCCAUUACUAGUACCAAUGCAGCCAAAAUCUUUAACCUCUAUCCGCGAAAGGGUAGAAUCGCUGUGGGUUCGGAUGCUGACAUUGUGAUCUGGGACCCAGAGAAGGCGAAGACCAUCACAGCCAAAAGCCAUAAGUCGGCUGUUGAAUAUAAUAUAUUUGAAGGCAUGGAAUGUCACGGUGCUCCCCUCAUAGUCAUUAGCCAAGGGAAGAUUGUGUUUGAAGAUGGAAAUCUCCAUGUAAGUAAAGGAAUGGGCCGUUUCAUUCCCCGGAAGCCCUUCCCUGAAUACCUUUAUCAACGCAUCAAAAUUAGGAAUAAGGUAACAGAAUUGCAAGGUGUCUCCAGAGGAAUGUACGAUGGGCCAGUCUAUGAAGUUCCAGCAACACCAAAAUAUGCAACUCCUGCACCUUCCACUAAAUCGUCUCCUGCCAAAAACCAGCCUCCACCAAUCAGGAACCUCCAUCAAUCUAACUUUAGCUUAUCAGGUGCUCAGGUAGAUGAUAACAACCCACGUCGCACUGGGCAUCGCAUUGUUGCACCUCCUGGCGGUCGCUCCAAUAUUACUAGUCUUGGAUGAACUCAGAUGGAAACAGAAACCAAGAAUAAAGGCUCAUAGGAACAAUUAUUAUUUCCUUUCUAUGUCUGUGUUGUUGAUCCCACACUUUUAUUCGGUACUUGUGUGUGCGUGUGUGUGCGUGUGUGUGACAGGGAAUCUCUCCUCCUCCCCAAGAAAAGUGAAUAGAAAGAAGUCAUCAUUGUGUAGCGUGUUUGCUUGGAAUAAAUUGCCUCACAAUUGUGCUUUCAUACCUUUGCCACCUUUUAAAGCAUGGUGCUUCCAUUUCUCCAUUAGUGAUGGAUGCUUUUAGCUUUGUCUCGUAAUGACCUGAUAGUUCGUUUGCACCCCCCCACCCGUUAGCCGUGCUAGAGUAGUUGAUGCAUGUUACUAAGUUAUUGAUGCAAGCUGCAGUUUGUGAGUGAGUCCACUUUAGAAAGAACACUUUGCCAAUACUUACCACGAUGCCAAGGUAAGUAGAAAGACUGGUCAUUUUUAAAAUAUGCAGAAUAGGACAGGAGUCUUUCUUUUAAUGUUAUUUUUUAAUUUAUUAAAUCCCAAGAAACCUCAAUAGAGGAGGGCCUAGUGGCUCUGACCCACUUAGUACAUUCCAAGUCUGUGUCUUUGCUUUUAGAAAGAGCCAUAAUUUCCACAUAGUGACGCUGUUGCCAUUUUGUUCAGGGGAUUUCUACAACUGGCCAGUAGCGCUCACCUUUUGCAUGAAAUAUUUGGUACUUCUAAAGAAUUCAAUUUGCUGUUGGAUUUUUAAUGUUUUUGUACAAAGUUUUUUCUCCUUUAUAAAUCACAUUCAUUUUUACUUAUUAUAAUGUAUCAGAUCUACUAGUUGUGGUUCAUUUUUUUUUGAAUUGAAGGCUUGUGAAAUAAAAGAAGAUGAAAUGAAA
Messenger RNA from Podarcis raffonei (Aeolian wall lizard), 1832 nucleotides. Its product is annotated as dihydropyrimidinase-related protein 1-like. Gene Ontology annotation, molecular function: hydrolase activity, acting on carbon-nitrogen (but not peptide) bonds, in cyclic amides. Gene Ontology annotation, cellular component: cytosol. The record is from RefSeq and is a predicted model, not a curated record. The transcript has 7 exons. Lineage: Eukaryota; Metazoa; Chordata; Lepidosauria; Squamata; Lacertidae. Bases 1 to 954 code for a protein of 317 amino acids.